AAAGAGGUUAAGUUCAGUAAAUUGGAAAUUUCCAGACUCACAAUUACUCUCUACCCUUCAUCGCACAUCUCUGUCCCUCUCUCUCUGAAGGCGACGACGAUUCCGAAGUCGACGAUGUGAGCUCCACUAGCCGGACGAUCUUAGAAAUACAGUUGCAAUAACAAAAUGGCAAAUGGGAAGAAAAACUUCAUCAAACCAUGUUCUCUAGCAACUAUGAAGAAAACCAAAUAUGAGAUGGCAAGAGAUGAGAGAAUGAAGGAGAACAAUGCGAGACUAAAGGCUGCUGGGAUUGACCGUAUACUAGCUGAUUUGAGGGGUACGUCUUUGCCAAACUGUACGAAUGAGAAGAGAAUGGGUACUAGGAAUGGGGUAGAUGAUCCUGACUAUAUGCCACCAAGUAUUGAGGACGCCAAUGACGAUGAGUCUUUGGAUUCUCUUGAACACGAGCUCCAACAGAUACCACCGAGUGGACCAACAAGAUCAGAAGUUGAGCUCCAGCAUGACUCGACUCGUGUCCUUGAGAGGAUGACUCGUUCAACACCACAUCUUGUAGUUGAGUCCCAGCCCUCACCACCUUGCAAUGUAGAAAUACAAAGUGAGGCAGCUGCAGUUAGUAGUGCUGUAGCUCCUAAUAGACGCGGACGCGGCAUAUCACGCGGACUAGAACUCCAAAGACUUGUUGAAAACAAAGGGAAACUACUUGUUUCCAUCCCACCAGAGUAUCGUGCUCCGGUGGGGACUUACGCUUCUAAAUUGGCCUCUAAGAUUGGUGUUGAGGUUCGUGCACAAGUAGAAGACCUAAGUGUUAAAAGUUGGAAGGCUAUGGAUGAGGGUAUUAAGGCACCUUUGCUUCAAUCCCUAAAGGAUCAGUUUGACUUUGAAGGAGAUCCAAUUGAUGUCAACAAGGCAAUAACAUCAAGGUGUGGGCGGAGAUUGAGUGAUUACACCCACAGGUUGUAUGAGAAAUUCAAAAAGCUUAAAGCAACCAAGGGGGAAGCGUAUGCAAGAAGUCACCCACCUCCUCAAAUUGCCAUGGAGCAAUGGACUCGUUUGAUUGAAAAGAAGUGGACAAACAAAGAUUGGCUGCUUCGAUCAGAGAAAAAUAUAGAAAAUAGACGCAGUAACAAGACAAAGCACAGAUGCGGGACGAAGUCUCUAGCAGUUAGAGUACAUGAACAUGCUCUAAAAAAUGAGGGUCAACUGCCUAAAUUGCCGGAGUUUUAUAAAUCCACUCACUAUAAUGACGACAUGGGGAAGUGGAUUGCUCCAAAAUGCCAGACUAACUAUGAGGAAAUGGUCCGAGUAGAUGCUGCACUUAAUCAGGAAGGUGCUUCCCCAUUAACAGGGGAGCAGAUGUCUGUCACGGUGCUGAAACAAAAACCAGGUUAUGUGAAAGGACUUGGCUUGAGGCCUUCAUCAUCUAUUAGGACCACAUCUGAAACUGCCCUGAAAGCACUUGGCUUGAGGCCUUCCUCCUCUGCCAUGACCCAUGAAUACGUGUCAAGCCUCGAGAUGAAAAUAGAGGCACAAAAUGACACCAUUGAGAAGCUUUUGGAGGCAAGUAAGCAGCAGCAGAAGAUAAAUGCUAGCAUGAUGGAGUUUCUCAUUGAAAAAGGGUACACUGGACAUGUUGGGAGUGCUGAAACAUCAUCUAAUGAUUGACUGCGUGUAAGAUCGAUGUUCUUUUUGGAGUUCGUGGCUGUGGGAGAUGGAAUUCAAAGAAGGAUACAUUGCAAAAGUUGGCCCCGAGGUGGUGUAGUAUUUUGGAAAGAUCCAUGAUGCUUUUUGAAAAUCCUAGAGCAUAAGUAGUGGUAAACUUGAUAUUUUGUUUCCUGGGGCUAAACUUUGUUUUGAUGGUUUGAACAAUGAUGUCAUUAUCAUGUAGUUGAAAGGGUUUGGCUAAUGUUUCACAGAAAUGACAAUUUGUUUACUUGAAAGCUAACAAAUUUUUGCUAUUUAUGGUUA
This is a messenger RNA of Rhododendron vialii, 1965 nucleotides long. RefSeq lists its product as uncharacterized. The transcript has 9 exons. The record is from RefSeq and is a predicted model, not a curated record. NCBI's taxonomy places the organism in Eukaryota, Viridiplantae, Streptophyta, Magnoliopsida, Ericales, Ericaceae. The coding region runs from base 166 to 1662 and encodes 498 amino acids.